Molecule: messenger RNA, 3566 nt
Organism: Panicum virgatum (switchgrass)
Lineage: Eukaryota; Viridiplantae; Streptophyta; Magnoliopsida; Poales; Poaceae
Product: probable LRR receptor-like serine/threonine-protein kinase At3g47570
Exons: 2
Coding region: 67-3345 (1092 amino acids)
Biological process (GO): protein phosphorylation
Molecular function (GO): ATP binding; protein binding; protein kinase activity
Source: RefSeq, a predicted model, not a curated record
CAUUCACGGCACUAAAGGCUAUAGACCAGCUGCUCCUGGGAGCGCUCGCAGUGGCUUUGCAGCUCAAUGCAUUACUGCACCAGCAUGCCCAUCCCAGCUGUCCCUCUGCUGCUGGUGCUAGCAGUGGCUACCAUGGCCGCCGUCGCUGCUCCUUCGCCCAGCGGCAGCGACACCGACGCCGCCGCCCUGCUGGAUUUCAAAGCCCAGCUCGCCGACCCUCUCGGCGUCCUCCGCCACAACUGGACCAGCGCCACUCCCUUCUGCCACUGGGUCGGCGUGUCGUGCAGCCGCCGCCGGCCGCGUGUCGCCGCUCUCGCGCUGCAAGACGUGCCUCUCCGAGGACGUCUCUCCCCUCUCCUUGGUAACCUCUCCUUCCUCUCCGUCCUCAACCUCACCAGAACAGAGCUCACAGGCUCCAUCCCUCCGGACCUGGGAAGGCUGCCUCGCCUCAGAGCCCUUGUUCUUCACAACAACACCUUGUCCGGCACGAUCCCAUCGGCACUAGGGAACCUCACAAGGCUUGAACACAUUAACCUGCGGCACAACCAACUCACAGGGCAGAUCCCCCGCGAGCUGGGAAAUCUACACAAUCUUAGGUACAUGGUUCUUAUGACCAAUUAUCUCACAGGACUAGUACCACAUGAUUUGUUCAACAACACAUCUCUGUUAGAAGUUCUGAAAUUAGGGAACAACAGUUUGUCAGGCACAAUUCCAGGUGCCAUUGGCCAGUUGCCCAUGCUGCAAGAACUGAACCUGCAAUACAACCACUUCUCCGGCCCCGUACCUUCGGCGAUUUUCAACAUGACCAGGCUGCAGUACUUUUAUCUUCCAAACAAUUACAACCUCAAUGGGACCAUCCCCAGUGGCAACACUACCUUUAACCUCCCGAUGCUACAAAUAUUAGCCAUGGGUAGGAACAGCUUCACAGGUCAAAUUCCACUAGGGCUCUCGGUAUGUCAACACCUCCAAGUACUGUCACUGACAGACAACCAGUUAGAGGGUCCAGUGCCAGCAUUCUUAGCCUUGCUUCCAGAUCUCGCUAUAAUCUAUAUAGGCCAAAACAACCUUGUUGGCACCAUCCCACCGGCUCUCGGCAAUAUUACCAAUCUUAAGGAACUGGACCUUUCAUAUUGCAAGCUAAAAGGUGUGAUCCCACCGGAGCUUGGACUGUUGAGGCGAAUCAAUGUAUUUGAUCUCCAUGAUAAUCAGCUCACCGGACACAUUCCUACCUUUUUUGGCAACUUGUCUGAACUACAUGAACUCGAAUUGAACAAUAACUUCUUGCAUGGGCUAGUACCAACCGGAUUUUGUAGCGCUGGAUCGUUCAAGACUCUUCUUCUCUAUGGAAACAAAUUACAUGGAGAACUCAGCUUUCUAUCCACACUUUCAAAUUCUAAAGAACUCCAGGUGCUUGACCUGGGAUUUAAUUAUUUCACAGGUGGCCUCCCUGACUAUGUAGGUAACCUAUCAACUCAUUUGUAUUACUUCUCUGCAGCCACAAACUUGUUAACUGGUGAAGUUCCUGCAACACUCUCAAAUUUAAGCAGCCUUAUUUUUAUUUCACUUUACGGAAACCAAUUUAGUGGUACAAUUCCAGAACCAAUAGUGAUGAUGGACAAGCUCCAAAUCCUUUACCUCUCUCAGAAUGUCAUGUUUGGUCCCAUACCAGAAAAUAUUGGUAUGCUAAGGAACCUAGAAAAACUAUUUCUUGACCACAACUACUUUUCUGGUUCCAUACCAAAUGGUAUUGGAAACCUCACUACUUUACAGAUUCUUACACUAUCCCAUAACAUAUCAGGCAUACCAGAAAGCUUUUUUCAACUUGAUAGCCUGAUAGCCCUUGAUCUGUCUCAAAAUUCCCUGGAAGCUGCAUUGCCCUACGAUAUAGGUCAGUUGAAGCAAAUUAACUAUUUGGAUCUCUCUGCCAAUCACUUGCUUGGUAGGUUCCCUGUUUCCCUUGGACAGCUCCGAAUGAUCACCUAUUUGAAUCUUUCACACAACUUGCUGAAUGAUUCACUCCUGGACAUUUUUCUCAACUUAAAGAGCUUGGAAUCACUAGACCUCUCUUACAAUAAUCUCUCUGGUACAAUCCCACAGUACUUGGCCAAUUUUACCUACCUAACUAGCUUGAACAUCUCAUUCAAUAAACUACAUGGUCUGGUACCGGAAGGAGGUAUCUUUACAAAUAUUUCAGGACAAUGUUUGGAGGGGAAUUCAGCUCUCUGUGGUGGCAUUUCACGUUUAGGCCUGGCACCAUGCCAAAGCAUCCACCAAUCAGGUCGUAGGCAUAUCUUAAAGUUCCUGAUCCCUGCGGUCAGUGUUACUGUUGUUGGAGCUGUGGCUACAUGCCUAUAUAUGAUAGUGAUGCAGAAAACCAAAAGGCAGGAGGAGACGCUGGUUUCUCCUGGUCUAGUUGACAUGGUCAACCACAGGUUACUCUCUUACCAUGAGAUCGUUCAAGCCACUGACAACUUCAGUGAGAGUAAUCUGAUUGGGGCUGGAAGCUUUGGAAAAGUUUACAAGGGACAAUUGAUCGAUGGAGCUAUGGUCGCGAUAAAAGUUCUGAACAUGCAUCUAGAACAAGCUGUGAGAAGCUUCGAUGCCGAGUGUCGUGUCCUGCGCAUGGCCCGACACCGCAACUUGAUAAGUAUACUUACAACCUGCUCCAAUCUUGACUUCAAAGCCUUGGUCCUUCAAUAUAUGCCAAACGGAAGCUUAGAGGCUCUCAUGCACACCGAAGGCAGAGAGCAACUGGGGUACCUUCAGAGAUUGGAAAUUAUGUUGGAUGUGUCCAUGGCACUGGAGUAUCUUCACUAUGAUCAUUGUGAGGUCGUCCUGCAUUGUGACUUAAAACCUAGCAAUGUUCUAUUUGAUGAGGACAUGGUAGCACACGUGGCGGAUUUUGGGAUUGCAAAAUUAUUGUUGGGUGAUGACUUCUCCGCAGUUUCUGCGAGCAUGGCUGGAACAAUCGGUUAUAUCGCACCAGAGUAUGGAUCGGUGGGAAGGCUGUCAAGAAAAAGUGACGUAUUCAGCUACGGGGUCAUGCUUCUUGAAGUAUUCACUGGAAAAAGGCCCACGGACCCUAUGUUCGUUGGGGAGCUAGACAUUAGGAGAUGGAUUCAUCAGGCCAUUCCAACAAAUGUUAUGUAUGUCGUGGAUGAGCAGCUACAGCAAGACCUUGCUGGGAGUCUGAAUGACUUUCUGAUCCCAGUGCUUGAAAUAGGAUUACUAUGCUCUGAUGAUUUGCCGGAUCGAAGAAUGGCGAUGCGCGAUGUCGUUGUGAAACUGAAGAAGAUAAGGGAGGCAUACAUGGUUUCUAUAACAAGGACGCAGGGUGCCCGGUGACAACAGACCUCCAAGAAGGUUCUUAGUGACUGAAAAUGACCAGUCGGAUCAGGAGAACGAAACUGGUAGAAAGCACCACAUGCGAUUUUAUUUUACAUUACAGCAGGUGAUUUGAUUUGAUAAUGACACAGCAACGGUCUACACCAUUGUACAUGCCCUACUGCAGUGGAAGCCUAGCAGUUGUUUAACCUAUUUUCCAUUACGUAGUGUGAUACAUUUAA